This is a messenger RNA of Galeopterus variegatus (Sunda flying lemur), 830 nucleotides long. RefSeq names its product chromosome unknown open reading frame, human C21orf62 (gene EPCIP). The coding region runs from base 86 to 787 and encodes 233 amino acids. NCBI's taxonomy places the organism in Eukaryota, Metazoa, Chordata, Mammalia, Dermoptera, Cynocephalidae. The record is from RefSeq and is a predicted model, not a curated record. The transcript has 2 exons.
AUCAGCGGCCAGGCAGAGGUCUGCGGAGUGGAGAGGCGAAGCCUCGUGGUGGAGCUCCGAGAUGUGAGUGCCAGUGAAUUAGCUCAUGAAGGUGAGACGGGAACACGCUGGCCCACACAGGACAAGCAUGGCACCACCUUCCAGGCACUGCCUCCUCCUGAUCGGCACACUGGGGGUCUUUGCAUUGGACCGCUUCACGAAAGGUCAGGAGAACAACACGCUAAUUUUCACAAAGGAAAACACCAUUCGGAACUGCAGCUGCUCUGCAGACAUCCGGGACUGUGACUACAGUUUGGCUAACCUGAUGUGCAGCUGUAAAACUGUCCUGCCUUUUGCAGUAGAGCGAACAAGCUACAAUGGCCUUCUGACCAUCUGGUUCACAGACACAUCUGCGCUGGGCCGCCUGUUGAACUUCACGUUGGUCCAUGACUUGAAGCUUUCCCUCUGCAGUACGAACACUCUCCCCACUGACUACCUGGCUAUUUGCGGUCUGAAGAGGCUUCGCAUCAACACCGAAGCCAAGCAUCCCUUCCAAGAGCAGAGCUUACUCAUCCACAGCAGUGGGGAUGGCGACUCCAAAGAGAAGCCUGUGUUGUCACACGAAGGCUGGCAAACAUGUAUGUAUAUCUCAUUUUUAGAUAUGGCUCUAUUCAAUAGAGACUCAUCCUUAAAAUCAUAUAGUAUUGAAAACGUUGCCAGCAUUGCCAACAACUUUCCUGACUUUUCUUACUUUAAAACCUUCCCAAUGCCAAGCAGCAAAAGCUGUGUUGUCACAUUCAUUUACUGACAGUGUAACUGUGUCCAGCCUCUGGAAACUUUGGCAAACAAUG